Molecule: messenger RNA, 1058 nt
Organism: Mytilus californianus (California mussel)
Lineage: Eukaryota; Metazoa; Mollusca; Bivalvia; Mytilida; Mytilidae
Product: G-protein coupled receptor dmsr-1-like
Exons: 1
Coding region: 1-1005 (334 amino acids)
Biological process (GO): G protein-coupled receptor signaling pathway
Cellular component (GO): membrane
Molecular function (GO): G protein-coupled peptide receptor activity
Source: RefSeq, a predicted model, not a curated record
AUGGGAGUCCAUGGUUAUCUUAGUCUAUUCGUAUGCUUCUUCGGAAUUCCAACCAAUGUCAUAAACAUUACUGUGUUGACCCGGAAGCACAUGCAAACACCAAUCAACUUUAUUCUUACGUCGAUGGCCGUAUUUGACAUUCUGACAAUGUGUUCGUAUGUACCGUUUGCGCUUCAUUUCUAUUGCCAGUUUCCGUCUGGAUACAUAUCGGAAGAGAAAAACUCGUACGGGUGGAUGAUGUUUUUGAUUUUUCAUGUCAAUUUCUCGGCAACUGCUCACACUAUAUCGAUAUGGCUAGGCGUAUCAAUGGCGAUAUUUCGAUACCGCCAUAUUCAUUCGCCUGCCAAAGGAUCGUUAACACGCAUGCGCCGUCUCAUCAGAGCAAGAUUAGUUGUGUUUGUGAUAAUUAUUGCAUCUGUGAUAUUAAUGAUUCCGAAUUACAUGUCAAAUAAAUUGGUUAAAUAUCAAAACACAACCAUGUUUAUUUUACGCGAUCUCGAAUUAGGGACACCUCAUGUCCGAGCGGUAGUUAUGAUGAAUCUUAUGUUGUAUAGUUCGCUCGCAAAAAUCUUUCCUUGUAUUUUAAUGAUCAUAUAUGGAUCAAUGUUGCUUAAAACAGUAAAUCGGCGAUUGCUUGCAGUUUCCCGCAAAGUGAAACGCGGGGUGUUUUCCAACAAACCAAGAGACACAUCGAAGACAACAAUAAUGUUGUUGACAGUCAUUGUUCUUUUCCUACUGACAGAGUUUCCUCAAGGAAUUUUGAUUAUUCUUAGUGUAGUUUUAAAGGGAUUUUUCGACAACGUGUACAUUCCUCUCGGAGAUGCGAUGGAUAUUUUAGCUCUCAUCAAUAAUGCUGUUAACUUCAUUCUUUAUUGCUCAAUGAGUGGAGAAUUUCGGCGGACACUUAAGAAAUUAUUUUGCACUUUUAGAAGACGGAAGUCUAAAAAUGUUAUUAUUGAUUUUCAAAGAGAGCGCACUCAGUCUACAUGGCUCAGUUUAAAAUAACAAUUAGUCAUCUUGACGUGUUACAGUAACUUAAAUCAAUCAAAACAUUAAAC